AUGAGCGAUGACUUGUUUUCUAAGGCUUUGGAGAAUCCCGACCAGGACUUGAACGUGGAAUUGCCCAAGGAUGAUGUUGAUUUAGGUCUUUUAGGUGAUGGUGGGAACGAGAGGAAGACCGAUGAACCGGUAGCAGACGCAGAAAGAUCAACAGGCCUAGGAUCCGGCUCUUCUGAAUCCGAAUCAGAUUCCGGUUCUGAUUCUGAUUCUGAUUCUGGCUCUUCAGGUAGUGAGGAUGAUUCUGCAGAUCAGGACGUUGAAGGAGAGGACGAAGGUGGUGACGCGAUUGAAAAUGAAGACGAAGACGAAGACCCUUCACCUUCCGGUCCUAUACUAUCGAAGAACGAAAUACUAGAGGAAACUGUUCCUGAACUACCGGAAGAUUAUGAAAUUUCAGAAAAAACGAUCAUCACUCCUAUUGGUGUUUUGAAGUCUGCAUUUGAAAAUAAUAUAAUCAUUCACGCCACGAUGUCGGGCGAAAAGCGUGUUUUAAAAGAGGGUUCCAUUUUCUGUCUCGAGGAUAGAACUUUGAUCGGGAUGUUGACGGAGGUGUUUGGACCCUUGCAAAACCCAUUUUAUAGAAUUAAGUUGCCCGAUUCAAAAAAAAACUUAUUCGAUGAAUUAAAAGUGCGUUUGGGUGAGAAAGCCUUUAUAGUCACCCCUGAUGCCCACUGGAUAGAUACUUUCGAGUUAAAGCGCAACAAAGGUACUGAUGCGUCUAAUGGGUACGAUGAAGAAUUACCUGAAGAGGAACAAGAAUUUUCCGACGACGAAAAAGAGGCCCUUUUCAAGAAAAUGAAGAAACAGCAACGGCAACGAAAGAAAAGGGACAACCGCAAACUAGCCAACGAUAGUGACAAUGUCAAGGUAAAGAGAGCUCGGCAGCCCAAGGCCAACAGUUUACCUAAACUGGUACCGCCGUUGGGCAUGAGCAGUAAUGCUCCGAUGCAACAUGGGUACAAAUCAAGAAACGCACGUGAAAAUAUCAAGCGUGAAUCCAGUGCUACCUCUAAUCGGAAUGGCUCCUCCCCAGUGCCAAUCACACAGCACCACCAACAACAGUUUUCUGCAAAUAAUUAUCCCUUCCCUCAACAACCAAACGGUAUGCCUUAUCCACCAUACUCACCUUUCCCUCAGCCGACUAACUUCCAGUAUCCACCUCCACCAUUUGGGCAGGCGACACCGGCCCAAUUCUCCAACACUGUUCCAUAUGGUAGCUUACCUCCCGCAUACAACAAUAUGUCGCCGCCAACACAGCAGUCGUUCAUGCCAAUGACCCAAAGUCAACCGCCACUUCCAUAUGGCGUACCUCCCAUGAAUCAAAUGCAAAACCCAAUGUACAUCCAACCGCCACCUCAAGCACCUCCUCAGGGAAAUGGUAAUUUCCAACAAGUAAUGGAAUUACAUCAAAUACUUUUGCAGCAACAGCAACAGCAACACCAGUAUCAGCAUCAGCAUCAGCAAGAUCCAAGAACCUAG
Molecule: messenger RNA, 1479 nt
Organism: Saccharomyces cerevisiae S288C
Lineage: Eukaryota; Fungi; Ascomycota; Saccharomycetes; Saccharomycetales; Saccharomycetaceae
Gene: NAF1
Product: RNA-binding snoRNP assembly protein
Exons: 1
Coding region: 1-1479 (492 amino acids)
Biological process (GO): ribonucleoprotein complex biogenesis; ribosome biogenesis; box H/ACA snoRNP assembly
Cellular component (GO): sno(s)RNA-containing ribonucleoprotein complex; nucleus
Molecular function (GO): RNA binding
Source: RefSeq, marked reviewed